CCGCGCCCACCGCCGUCGCCUCGCCUCCCGAAGUUGUCUAAAAGCUCCGGCGAGCAACGCUGCAUCUCCUCACCGAUGAACACGAGCUCGGGAGCACCACAGCGAGCCUUUGAGCUCGUCACCGCCGCCUCUGUUCGCCGAUCGCCGGCGUCGAUUCGCCACCGUCAACGCUUCCUCGUGCUCGCCAACGACGCCGUCGGAUGCGCCGAUGUCAUUGCUCAAUUCAUAGGAUUGGUUCAUUACCUUGGAAUUAAAGAGGAACUUUAUGUGGCAUGUUCCUCGGGCAUUACAGGUUUACCGGGCUAAGAAUGAGCUUACUAGAAUCGACAAUGUGAGUUAUAUCAAAGCUAAUCUUGCUUGAUUUAUUAAGUAGGUCUAUCCUGUAGCUACCACUGCUUCUCUCUGCUUGCUCCACAAUUGCUAUUUUCUGUCUGCAUUCUAAAAAAAGACCACUUCUUUAUGUUGAUAAAGAUUCUGUUGCAAGUAUCAAGGAAAUUUGAUGUUGCGCAAAAAGAGGUUCCUCCAAAAUCAGACCGUUUUAGGGGAUGGUCUGCUCCAUGUUUGGGAGUUCAAUGGUCAGGGUUUUUUUUGCGGGGAAUGGUUAGGGUGUUUGGGAGUUCAAUGGUUAGGGUUUCCCCCCAUGAUUUUCCAGUAUAUUUAUCCGUAGUUAGUCUUGACUUCUCUGAGAUAGUAAUAAUAAUGUAGUGUUUCUGUGAAAAAUAAUUGUACUUCUAGAUGAAGUACAUAGUGUGAAUCCACCAGAAAUUCUCCCGUGGGAUGGCGGUUUGGAAUCUAUACAUUUUACCACAAUAUGCACAAGGAACUGCCCAGAGAAUAAUAUUGCAAAUGAUUUAUUGUGCUCUCUGCACUUAAAUUCUUACUCCGUCCAUCCGGGUAUAUUUUAGGUGCUAGCUCAUAUGCACAACUGCAUGGUUUCUCCAUUGUAAAGAAGGGCUUACUACUCCGCUCGCAGCCCAUUUGUUAAUUGUUGAGUGCUACAAUUUCUGUAUCUUUUCGGUUAUUCGCAUUUGUUUGUAUUACAAUGCCCUCACUUCAGUCAAUAUUCGACAUGAUCAAUUGAUCAUCAUCAUCUCUGACCCCAGGGUACGUGGGGAUGUAUCAAUCAACACCUUUCAGUAGUUAUUAACAAACCGCAUGAAUCACUGACUCCAUCUGGACAUGAUCUUAGCCAAGGACCAGUGAGCCUUCUGUAGAUUUGCAAAAACAAGUGUUUGUUGUUAGAGUUAUAAUAUACAAGUCAUGUACCCCUUUGUAUUUAUCCCGUUGUAUAAGGGGUUUCCUGCAUAUGUUCCACACCUGUACAUAUAUAUAUAUCGGCCUAUGGCCUCAUGGGAAUACAAGUUGCAUAUUCCUAACAUGGUAUUAGAGCCUUAGGUUUUUCAUAGCACGCGCAACUCGUGUUCUCGAUCCAAUAUACCGUCCACGCAGCCGCCGCCCUUCUUCUCUUGGCCUCCGCUGCUCUCUGCAGGUCAACCAUGCUCUUGCGCCGUCGUUGUCCUGCCUCAAGCAAUUCAGCACGAGCGAUCCCGUCAGCACCUCCCGUCCGUCUCCCGCAGAUUCGUCCGGCCGCCAGCAGUUCAGUCGCCCGAGUCCUCCCGUCCCCUCCGAGCUGCCGCUCUACUGCACUUGCCAAGCUCGCUUGCCGCUCAUCCGCCAGGCUCACCUGCGGCUCAAUCCAUCUGCCGCUCGAUCCAUCUGUGUGGAGCCGUGGGUGUGUUUCAUCCGCCUCGUGGUGCUGGACUACUUCUGCUAGUCUGCUUGUGCGCUAGCUGUUUGGUCUUUCGUCUGCUUUCUGUUGAUCAGUAAAAAAAGAGAAAAAAGAGAAAAAUGUCUGCUGCAUCGGGCUAUGUUGAUGUCCCUCGCUGUCCGGUGAUCUUUGAUGGUACUAACUACACCGAGUUCACUGGCUUUAUGCGCAUUCACAUGCGUGGCAUCCGUCUCUGGGGUGUUCUUUCUGGCGAGGUCUGCUGUCUGCCACGUCCAGUUCCUCCGGUGGCCUCUACUCCGCCGACUCCACUGGUUCUUCCUACGGAUGCUAAUCAGGCCGCCAAGAAUGCGGCUAAGCUUGCUGAUGAGGCUGCUGAUCGUGCGUAUGAUGAGAGGGUUUUGGCUUAUGAGGAUGCUCUUCAGACUUAUCAUGGUGCUUUGUCUGUUUACACCCAGUGGCUUGAUGAUGAUGCUCGUGCUGCAGCUAUUCUCACUGCUAGUGUUCUGCCUCAGUUUGCUUCUGAGUUUCUGGGUCUUCCUACUGCCUUUGAGAUGUGGACCUGUCUUCGUCAGCGCUACGAGCCCUCUGGUGAUGCCUUAUACCUUUCUGUGGUCCGUCAGGAGCAUGCUCUUCAGCAGGGUGACUCUACUGUUGAUGACUUCUAUGCACAGAGUUAUGCUAUCUGGCGCCAGCUUGAUUCUCUCCGCAGUGCUGGUUGUUGUACUUGCCCCUGUUGCCAGGCUGUCAAGGCCAAUUUGGAGUUUCAUCGCGUCUACGAGUUCCUGUCUCAGCUCCGUAAGGAGUUUGAGCCCCGGCGUGCUCAGUUGUUUGCUCGUGCCGUAUUUAUCUCAUGUAGGCCCUUUCUGAGAUUCGUGCUGAGGAGACUCGCUUACGUGGUGCUGGUUUGCUGGAGGUUCCCUCUGUGCUCGCUACUCGGGCUCCUUCUACGCCACCUGCUGCACCGACCCCUUCUCGCUCGAGUGCUCCGCCGCUCUUGCCCACUCCUUCUGGAGGCUCAGGUCGCCCCCGUCCACAUUGCGACUAUUGCAACAAUGAUGGUCAUAUUGAGUCCCAGUGCUACACAAAGAAGAAACACCUGCGCAAGGCACGAUCAUCAUCUUCAGGGACUUCGUCAUCUACCUCGACAGCUUCAGCCAUUGCUUUGACUGAGCAGGAUAUUU
Triticum aestivum (bread wheat) is the source of this 2910-nucleotide messenger RNA. RefSeq lists its product as uncharacterized. Bases 1849 to 2895 code for a protein of 348 amino acids. The record is from RefSeq and is a predicted model, not a curated record. The transcript has 2 exons. Lineage: Eukaryota; Viridiplantae; Streptophyta; Magnoliopsida; Poales; Poaceae.